AUGGCCCAGGUCCCAGCGGGACACUGGGCUGUCCUCGCGCUGGGGCUUCUCCACAUCUCCUCGCUCCUCUCGCCCGCGGGACCGCGCCCAUCGGCUGGGCUGCCGCCCUGCGCGCUGGAGGCCGCGACUCCCGCCGUCUGCCCGGCCCCCGAGCUGGUGCAGGCUCAGGCGGAGCCUGAGGCGGACCCGCUCGGCGCCCUCGUGGCGGCGGUCCCUGGCGUGCUGGUGGCGCUGCUGCUGGAGACGUACCGCAUCGGCGCGAUGGCGCUGCUCCCGCGAGACGAGGGGCUGGAGUGGUGGAGGCUGCUGUUGCCGGGCCAGCGGCUCGUCGUAAGAUAUAGUGACGAUCAGGUGGAUCACGAACGCGUGCUCCUUUACCCGAGCUUGCCGCCGGGCACCUGGGCCGCGUUGACGCCUGACGGCGACGAGUACGAGGAGGACUACACGGGCGCGAGCCCGCAGACUGGGCCCGAGGGCGCAGCCCUGAUGCCAGCAGGCGGAGGCGCGCCCGAGGGCUGGCCGCGGCCGAUCUACCGCUUCAGGGCGGCCCUCUCGGUGGAGGAGCUCAAGGCGGCGAUCAUGCGUGGCCGCGCGCUGGUGGAGGAGCGUCUGCCGGGGAUCGCGCCUGGGCCGCCUGCUGAGGUAGCGUGCCCGGACGACAGGCUGGUGGAGUGGGCGGACUUCUUCGGCGAGGCGAGGCGGCCUGCGCUGCGACGGCAGCGAGGAAAGCAGCCCUCGGCCCCGCUGGAGGACGACCGCGUCUGGGUGGUGGCCGAGCCCGCGGAGAGCGCGGCGGUGGGCACCGCCGUGGAUCGCUCCGACGACCGCUUCGUGCCGGCGACCGCGCUGGUGGGCCUCUUCAUGUUCCCUGAGGGCCCGCGCCGCGUGGAGGCCCUGCUGGCGGGAGACCUCCCUGGCUAUGCGGCGAGGCGGCGGCACGAGAUGGGCCUCAGCGACUUCCCCGCCGCCGAACCCGACCGCGAGGGAGUCGCCCCCGCUGGGAUGGCGGACCUCCGCGAGCGCCUGGGCCGCCCUGUGGGCGCUGGAGGUGCUGCCGGGCCAGACGAGGUCGGCGGCGCAGCGAGGAUCGCGGGGCUGGUGGCGGUGUACUCCGACCCGGCCAAGCCUGUGUGGGGCCGCGCCCGCCUGUACACUGGCGCCGCGUCCUCGGACGACAUCGCGGGUCAGGCCCUGCUGCAGUUCGCCACCAGGAAGAUCAAGGAGCAGCAGGAGGCCCAAGCGGUGCUCUCGCAUGGCAAGGGCCCGCAGCGCGCCGAGGGCGACGGCGCCACCGACGACGGCGGCAAGGGGGUGACGCGGGGUCGGCUUGCCGCCUCGCGCUGUGCCAGGGAGCUCUUCCCGCUGCCGCGCUGGCGCCUGCCUGAGCUGCCCGUGGCCGGCUCCGUUCGGAGUAAGGCCCUGCGGCGGCGGGAGAGGCUGGUGUUCAAGAUGGGUAACGAGGCGGUGGGUGCUCUGAACUGGCUUGCUGGUUUUCGGAACGGACCGGCCUACUUCGAUCCCGACCCGAUGCAGCUUGAGGUUUUGGAGCGGAUCUGCGAGUUAGCCUCGCGGCGGUACCCGGGUCCUGACGCUCUCAGUGAACGCGCGGCCGUCCGACGGCUGCUGCGCGGGCAUGCACCGUGCGAUGGGGCGGGGUGCCUCACCCGUGUCGCGCCUUUCAGAAAGGGCCUUGUCCCGUUGCCCGAGACAGUGGAGGGCUGCCCGCCGUUUGAGGGCGUGGCCCCUCCAGAGGUCCGGCGAUUCCUGAAGGAGCACCCCGAGCGCAUGCUGCGCGCUGACAGUCCCUCUUCUACCGUGACACCUUACUUCGACCCCGCCCUGAAGCGCAGCGUGAAGACCUGCAGACAGUUCAUCAGCGACCUGCGCCGACGCGGCUUGGUGGGCUGGACCACGCGCCCGCGAUGCCAGGUCGGCCUCUUCUUUGUCGAGAAGGACGGAGGUCAGCGGCUCAGGCUCAUCCUUGACGCCAGGCCCGCGAACCUUCUAUUCGAGCCGCCGCCGGGCGUCAGCCUCUUGAGCGCGGAGGGCCUCAGCCGAGUCGAGAUCGCCCUUCCGGAGGGCCUGGGCCCCUGGAGCGAGGGGGCGGAGCGGCUCCUUGGCAGCUACUCUUUGCACGUGGGCCUGGCCGACGUGAAGGACGGCUUCCACAGGUUGCGACUUCUUGGAUGGCUCUCCGAGAAUUUCUGCCUUCCCGUCGUGCCGGCGUACUUGCUUGGCGCGGAGGGCCAGAUCUGGGAGGGCAGGACACUGGAGAGGCACGAUCUGGUGAGUCCGUGCUGGGCCGUCUUCCCAAUGGGCUUCACGUGGAGCUUGUGGGCUGCCCAGCGGAUCAACGAGUACCAGGCGAGCUCUAUCUGCCCGCAGCUGCGCGAGAGCCCCCUGACUGACCGUGGCAGGCCCCCCGUCUUCGGUCCCAGCGCCCCCAAGGGCCAUGUCUCGCACUGCGUGUGCGUCGACAACCUGGGUGCGGCCUCCACCGACGAGCCCAUCGUCACCGAUGCGAUCGCGCAGCUGGUUGAGGGCUUCGACCAGCGCGGCCUCCUCCUCCACGGCAACUCCGUGGGCACCGAGGUCGCGACGCUGGGCGCCGAGGUCUCGGGGGCCCUCUGGAAGACGAGAGUGGCGCAGAAGCGGUUCUGGCUCAUUCGACAGGCCUUGAACGGCCUCCUGCGACGCCGCCGCCUCACGGGCUGGGCGGUUGAGGUCCUGGUGGGCCACUGCGCGUUUGCGGGAUUGCUGAGCAGAGGUGCGUUGAACGUAUUCCAUGCAGUCUACGCUUUCAUGCGGAAGUCUUAUGCCGAACCGAGGGCGCUGUGGCUCGAAGCCCGCCAGGAGCUCGAGGCGUUCCGAGGCCUCCUCAUCUUCUUAGAGAGUGACUGGACGCUGCAGUGGAACGAUCUGGUGGUGGCGACCGACAGCAGCCUGGAGGCAGGAGCAGUCUCGACCACCCGUUGGCCCCGAUCGCUGGUGGCCGAGGCGGGCCGCGUGCAGGAGCGCGCCCGCUUCCGGGAGCCCGCGGCGGUCGAGACCGACGGUGCUGCCGGGGGCGCUCCUGCUGCCCGCCGCGGUUCGCGAGAGGCGGCGCUGGAGGCGGCUGGUUUCUGGCGCGACGCCGAUGGCGAGUGGCGGCUGGCCGAGGGCGCGAUCGACGACGACGAGCAGGCCGCUGCGUGGGAGGCAGACCCGUGCUUCCCCGAGGUGCCCGCCGCGGGCUUGGCGAGCAACCGCUGGCGCGCCAAGCAGGUGCAGCGCGGGCGAUUUGAGGAGGGCAUCCUUAUCAAGGAGGCCCGAGCGCUGGUGAUGGGCGCCCGUCGUGUCGCCCAGUCUGUGUUCGGUGCCGCCUGCCGUCAACUGAUCUUGUCGGAUAACCUGCUCACCGCGGCCCAGAGAGCGCAGGACUGGCAGACCAGGUUGAGCUUGGCCGAGCUGCCGCCAGCGCCCAGGCUGCCCGAGCACGAGCGCGACCUCCAAGCCCUCCCCCAGGGCUGGUCGCGCCCGAUCGUGGCCGACAGCGACGACGGCAGCAGCACCUCCGACGAUCAACAGGUCGUGCCAGCCGGCGAGAGGCGCGAGAGGGAGCUGCUGAGAAAGGCAGCUCGGAGGCGACGUGCGCACGGCGCGGAGGCGUCGCAGGACAGCACGGCGGUGGAGGGCCAGACGUUCCUGAAGAGGCGGUCGGUGUUCGGGCCCGCGAGGAACCGCUACACUCAGGAGCUGGAAGCCUUCCUGGAUUAUUGCGAUCAGGGCCCGCGGCGGGCCUUGACCACGGCCUCAGAAGUGGGCGAGGCGAUGGUCGACUACAUGAACCAUCUGUUCUUCGAAGGCCACGAGAGCGCCAAGGGCGAUCAGGUGAUGGCAGGCCUCGUGCACAGGUUCCCGGAGUUCUCGAAGCAGGGCGAGGCCAAAACACCUCGGGCCUGGAGGUGCCUCCGAGGAUGGCGCAAGCUGGCGCCCGGGCAGAGCCGCCGCGCAUGGCCUUUGGCCCUCUGGUGCGGGCUCGCCUGGCGCAUGGUGGUGCGAGGCGCGCUGCAGAUGGCGGUGUUCCUGCUCGCGAUGGUCUCCGGCUACUUCAGGCCCAGUCAUCUGCUGACGCUGACGAGAGGCAACAUCAUCGCGCCUGCGAUGGGAGUGUGCCGCUGGUGGUCGCUGCUGCUGUUCCCAGACGACAAGCCCCAGAUAAGCAAAACAGGACUGUCGGACGUCGGGGUGAUGUUGGACAGCGGGUGGUUUCAGUGUGCCAUGCCCAUCUUCCGAGAGCUCGCCCGAGGGAAUCCCGAAGAAAAGGUGUGGGCGUUCAGUUACCCUCAGUUUCUGGCAGUGUUCAAGAAAGCGCUGAGCGACUUACAGAUUCGAGAGCGCAUUGCCCCGUAUCAAGCCAGACACUCAGGGCCCAGUAUAGACAACGCUCGACGAUACAGAACGAUCGAGGAGAUACAGAAAAGAGGCCAGUGGAAGCAUGCCAAGUCAAUGCAACGUUACGAGAAGGCGGCGAGGUUGGGUCAAAGCUGGUCUCUCCUGCCGUCCCGGCUGCAAGAUAUUUUGACACACUGCGAGCUACAUCUAGAGGACAUACUGCUCGGAAAAGGUGCAGAGACAAUUACCCUGUGA
Molecule: messenger RNA, 4629 nt
Organism: Prorocentrum cordatum
Lineage: Eukaryota; Dinophyceae; Prorocentrales; Prorocentraceae
Source: the annotation of a GenBank genome assembly